Molecule: messenger RNA, 813 nt
Organism: Acinonyx jubatus (cheetah)
Lineage: Eukaryota; Metazoa; Chordata; Mammalia; Carnivora; Felidae
Gene: CKS1B
Product: CDC28 protein kinase regulatory subunit 1B
Exons: 3
Coding region: 121-360 (79 amino acids)
Biological process (GO): regulation of mitotic cell cycle
Cellular component (GO): cyclin-dependent protein kinase holoenzyme complex; SCF ubiquitin ligase complex
Molecular function (GO): ubiquitin binding; cyclin-dependent protein serine/threonine kinase activator activity; histone binding
Source: RefSeq, a predicted model, not a curated record
ACCAAUGGGAAGCGCGGGCGGCGUGUUUGAAAGCGAGGCCAAAGUGGGUGGGAGCGCGUGCUGCUGGGAGUUGUUCGGAGGUUGGCGGCGCGGGGCUGACGAUCCUCAGGCCGAGCGGUCAUGUCGCACAAACAGAUUUACUAUUCGGACAAAUACGACGACGAGGAGUUCGAGUACCGGCACGUCAUGUUGCCCAAGGACAUAGCCAAGCUGGUCCCUAAAACCCAUUUGAUGUCUGAAUCUGAGUGGCGGAAUCUCGGCGUUCAGCAGAGUCAGGGAUGGGUCCAUUAUAUGAUCCACGAACCAGAACCUCACAUCUUGUUGUUCCGGCGACCAUUGCCCAAGAAGCCAAAGAAAUGAAGCCGGCAGCCACCUUUCGGCCUCGGGCUUCGCACAGCUGUCCUCACGUGCUAACGACAUCUUCGGGUGACAUUAUUCCAUUGCCUUCUUGCUUCCCACUUUGAUAUUGAAAGGAUGUUCAGACUGUCUGUGCUGGUGACCGCUUCGCCUGAGCCAACAGCAGCACGGCCCAGCCGGCUGAGCGCCGUUCGGGCUGCAGCCUCGGCCGAGCGUGACCCCAGAAGCCCUGCCGAGCUCUAUCCUGCAGAACACACUUGGUAGAUGGAGGAAGCGGCUCCUCUGAGCAUAAGGCCGUGGCAGGGAUGCGUAAACUUGCCGUUUUGUUUCUUCCUGCCAGGUGUUGCAUGUUGUGUGGUGGUUUAUGUUUCAUUGUACUGGAAACCGUCCGUUUUAUUCAGGAAACCUGUUCCGUGUUAAAAAGCCUUGAUUAAAGAGGAAGUUUUUACGACCUGA